AUGGACAGCCAGUCCAAAGCAGUCACUCGUCCAUCGAGCAGUAUUCCGCGACCGGUUUCGAGAUUGCCCUUGCCGACCACCUCCGCCUCGAAAACAAUCCGCUCCUCACCUUCGCGCGAUAGAUUGCAAGCCGAUCCUGGCUUGGAUCAUAGUCGCCUACGUCGCCCCUCCUACGAGUCUCUGCUGAAGAAGCCUGCUCCACGCUAUUCAUCCCCAUCGAAGCCACUCGGUGGAACUCCCAAAAUAUACAAUGAGACGACAAGUGGCGCGGACGACCUCGAAUCGCCCGAGGACGCGAGCUUGGUGGGGGAUGAAGAGGGUCAAGAGGCCCGCGGUCGUGUGAGACAGAUUCGACCAUCGCUGUCGGACCGGACCAUCGAAACCAUGUCGAAUAUCCCCCCAUCACCGGCAUCUGUCAAGCGACAGUCAGGUUUCUUCAAUGGAGCUAGCCCGAUACGAUCUCCCUCUCGCACACCGUCGAACGUGUCAAGCUAUUCCCGAUCACCAUCGCAAUCAUCUUCUGGCCAGACCAAUAGCAAUGAAUUUUUAUCGCAGCCAGUAUCCAAGAUUCGUCUACCCUCCCGAAACCGUAUGUCUGUCGCUGCAUCUACGGCUCUCCUAGCCCAAAAGACUUCCGACACGAGCGAAAGCACCUCAAAUAUGAAAUUGCCAUCGGCAAGACACAGCGUUGCUCAGGGAAGUGGCAAUACCGAGACCAGCACACCCCUCAAAAAAGCAUCGAUGGACAAACUCAACAACAAACUGCCUGCGAAACCAUCACUUGCACGACCGUCCCCGGGUAAACCAGCCCCGAAGCUCGUAAAGACAGACAUGGGGCCACCGGAGCGCCCGCUGAGCAUUCGCAAGACAAGAAAGCCCCAAACGGAUUCCCCUUCGGCAAUGAGAUCCCCGUCUACUGCUUCUCGUUAUGUGUCUGCUGCAUCGAGUUUUCAGGAUGACCUGACACCAGACCAACAAUUAGAGAACGAAACCAGAAAAGCCUCCAAGUCCUCGAGCGCUUUGCGCGAAAGCAUUGCCAAAGCCAAAGCAGCUCGAAAGGCAGCGGCAAAGUUGGACGAAAGCAAGGAAAAGGCCGCACCACAGGUCCACCCCGCUGAUUCAUGCGGUAGUGUUGAUGUGGAAGACCCAUUCAACCAGCUGCCCAGGGGAUCUAAUAUCGCAGUGCUAAAGAAACGUGUGGAGGGCGCUCGUAUGUCGGGUACACUGAACAUCGCCGCGCUUUCAUUAACCGAGAUCCCCAAAGAAGUCAACGAUAUGUACGAGUUCGACCCCGAUGCGACCAAUUGGUUCGAAAAUGUAGACCUGGUCAAAUUCAUUGCAGCAGAUAACGAGUUGUCCGAGGUGUCUGAUGCCACCUUCCCUGAUGUGAACCCAGAGCAUGUCGAUCUGGACCGGGAUGAACGAGGGCCCCAAUUUGGAGGUCUAGAGGUAUUGGAUCUUCACGGCAAUAUGCUAAAGAGCCUACCAAUGGGCCUUAGGCAAUUGCAUCAAUUGCGGAGCCUUAAUCUAUCAAACAAUUCCCUUAGCAUGGAAAACAUCCAAGUUAUCUUCGAAAUCCCCUCGUUGGUGGAUUUGAAACUGGCAAACAAUCAGUUGACAGGAUCAUUAACAGGGGAUGUGAGCCGACUUCCACAGCUGGAGUCUCUCGACCUCCAUGCCAAUGCGCUGACCGCAUUGCCCGACGAACUCGUCGAGUUAACCUGUCUCAAAAUCUUGGACGUCGGUGAAAAUCAACUAAAAUCUUUGCCAUUUGAAGCACUCGGCAAAGUUACUCUGCGAACACUUAAUGCGCCCAAAAACGCGUUGACCGGUACUCUUAUCCCGGCGUCUGUGGCCUGCCUUGAGCAUUUGCAAACAUUGAAUGUUGCGAGCAAUGCGAUUGAGAUUUUCGCGGAAAAUGAUGCCCUUGUCUUGCCAGAACUUCAGAGUCUCUUCAUCGGCAUCAACCGCAUCAAACAGCUACCUUCCAUAUCGUCGUGGAAGUCGCUAGCAGUUCUUUCUGCAGAGGAUAACCGUAUCACGGACCUUCCAGAAGGACUGGUGGAGCUCAAAAGCCUCAAGAAUGUUGAUUUCACUGGAAAUAAUAUUGCUCGUCUGGAUGAAAAGAUUGGCUUUAUGGAAAACUUGUCGAUAUUCCGUAUUGCCAACAACCCACUUCGCGAACGCAAGCUGCUGAGCAUGACCUCGGACGAAAUUCUUCUGGACAUGCGCAACAGAUGUGAACCGGACCCCCAAGACACCGACGAUGAAGGAUCGGUGGCAACCCAGUUCACUCUUGCUCCGGAAACACCGGCGCUAGAAAGCGGCUGGCAAGUGAAGUCUGGGGGUGUCCUUGACAGAUCUUAUUCGGAUUUGACGGAGUUGGAAACGGAAAAGUUGGAGCUUAUCAACACGCAAGACGUCCGUUGUCUUUACCUGCAACAUAAUGAGUUGCCUCAAUUUCCCGUGCCAGGACUUGGAAUGCUUGCGAAGGGUCUGAUUGAGCUGGACCUAUCUUACAAUCCCUUGAAUAGUUUCAAUCUCGUCUCAUCAGCUCUUGAGCUCCCGAAACUCCAGAUUCUCAACCUGAGUGCUACAAGUCUGACAUCCAUGGAUUCUCUCCUGGCCAACCUUCAAGCUCCGUUGCUCAACCUCCUCGACGUUUCCAACAACCGCAUCACCGGGCCUCUGCCGCACAUUCGCAAGACUUACCCCGAGCUCAAGACCUUUAUGAUUUCUGACAACCGAAUUUCCAGUCUUGAAUUUGAGGCUGUGCAGGGGCUGCAGUCGCUCGAUAUUGGCAACAAUGAUAUCGAUUAUCUCCCGCCGAAGAUUGGUCUGCUAAGCGUGGAACGGUCUCCUCGUAAUUGGGGCACUGGAUCUGCCCUGAGACGAUUCGAGGUUGCGGGUAACCGGUUCCGCGUUCCUCGUUGGCAGGUUGUCGCCAAGGGGACUGAUGCAGUGUUGCAGUUCUUGAAGGAGCAUAUUCCUGCUCAAGACAUGCCCGAAUGGGAGCAGGAUGAUGUAAAUGCUGAAGAGUUCUAG
This is a messenger RNA of Penicillium argentinense, 3045 nucleotides long. RefSeq lists its product as uncharacterized. Bases 1 to 3045 code for a protein of 1014 amino acids. Lineage: Eukaryota; Fungi; Ascomycota; Eurotiomycetes; Eurotiales; Aspergillaceae. Gene Ontology annotation, molecular function: protein binding. The transcript has a single exon. The record is from RefSeq and is a predicted model, not a curated record.